CUUUCUUUCUUUGGUGUGUGUGUGUGACAUAACAGAUAACCUCAACAAAGUUUGCUGCUGUGCCUUAGAAAGAUUUCUAUAGAUUUGAAUUGAUAUUACCGCACAAUGAUGUUUUAAAACUCUGUGUCAUAUAAUUGUUAAUAUAACUAAAAUAAUAUACAUACCAAGCACGUGCACCAGCUAAGAUGUCAUCUCUUCUAAGAUCCACUAAAUUUGUUCGCUAUUUUACUGGAGCCGCGAGAACAUUAAUACUAAACGCAGCAAAGACUACCGAAACCGCUACUUUGAUUAAUCCCAAAACACUUAGCGCAGCAAACAAUGUUCUUUUACGAGACUAUUCCACCUCAAAAAAUGCUAAAGAGCAAUUGGAACCUCUUCUUCAAAGACUAGAUUCAGAAGUCAGAAGAUUUGGGCGCAUAUCAAAACGAGAUAUUGAUGAAGUGUUUGAUGAAAUUCGAUCAAAACAUGAUAUCACAAGUUCUCAGUCUUUACUUGUAAUCAGAUGUUGUGGUGAAUUGGUUCCGGAAGAAUUGCCUGAACAGAGAACUUUAUUAGUUCAAAAAAUAUGGAAUGUUCUCACUGAAAGAGGUAUCCCUAUGGAUAUUUCUCACUACAAUGCACUGCUUAGAGUCUAUAUUGAAAAUGAGCACCCAUUCUCACCAGCAAAGUUUCUUGAAGAAUUGGAAAGCAAAGGCCUGCAGCCCAACAGGGUAACAUAUCAAAGACUAAUGUGGCGAUACUGUCAAGAUGGUGACGUAGAAGGUGCCACCAAAGUUCUAGAAAGAAUGAGAGAACUCAAUCUACCAGUUUCUGAACCUGUGCUCAAUGCUUUAGUAAUGGGACACUCUUUCCAUGGCGACACUGAUGGCGCAAAAGCUGUAUUAGAAACUAUGGCAGGUGCUGGACUCCAACCUACGAACCGUACUUAUAUGUUACUGGCUUGCGGUUAUGCGAGAAAAGGUGAUAUUGAUGCUGUGAAUGAAGUUAUCAAAAAUGCAACAGAAAAAGAUGUAUAUAUGACUGAUAAGGACAUCUUAGAUAUAAUAGAGCACCUAGCCAUUGGAGGACAUGGUAAUAAAGCUGAACUAUUAUUCAAUCAUUUGCAAAAAGGAAUAGGAUAUAAUCAAGAUGUAUGCAACCUCAUUCUUCGAUUACUCAACAAAAGACAAAUUGAAACUGCCAUGAGAGUUAUGAAGACAAUGCCCAAAGCAGCAAAUGUUGAUGACACCAUAUUCAAAGGAGCCUUUUUUGUUAAACAACUUUUAAAAGUAUCUAAUGACCCUGAUGCAAUUAUUCAAACUUGCAAAGAGUUGCAGACAGAAAAUCUAGUCCCUAGUUCUCUUUUCAUUGCGACUGAAAUGGCAUUACAAUUGGGUCAUGUUGAACUGUCACAAAAACUUUUUAAGGAAAUCGAGAAGGAAGGAAUUGAAAUCAGACAACACUAUUAUUGGCCUCUUUUAGUUCAGAAAGGGAAAGAAGGUGAUGAAGAAGGACUUCUCCAACUACUUCGCGAUAUGUCUUCUCAGGGCCAGACAGUAUCAGGGGAAACAUUAAAGGAUUACGUCAUUCCAUAUUUGAUGAAGAAAGAUUCACCACAUAAUGCUAUUCUGAAACUACAAAUUGCAAACGUCCCGAUAAUUCAUAGUGCUAGAAUUUUGAUGACGGAUCUUUUGGAAUCGGGAAAAAUUAAAGAAGCUUCAGAAAUAGCUUUGCAGUAUCGUCUUAGAGGCCAAUUUUCUUUGGUGUCACGUCCCUUACUUAACGCCUUAAAUAAAACAAAGGAUGUUAAUUCCUUUGUUUCAAUAUUACAUGUGAUGAGUAGUAAACCAAUGGUAAGUAAAGUAGAUGAUGAACUGACUAAUGAGGAUGAAGCUGAUGAUAGAACUGAUACCUUUGAAAUUGGACGAUUAGUCAAAAGUGCAGUAAAACUUUUGCCGAAAAAUGAUUCUGUAGAAUCUCUGUUAACUGCAUUACAUUCUAAAGGUAUAAGACUCGACACAGAAGCAGCUGAAGCUAUACAACAAACUCUUGGUAAGAAUAUGACUACAAAGUUGUCAGAGCUUUUGACCCAGCUCACAGCUGCAGAUUUGGAGCUAGUUGCAAUUCAAGGCCCUCAGCGAGAGCGAGUGAAUACUCCUCGUACAGCUGCUCAACUUGAAUUAUUAUUGGAACAGAUCAAGAAUCGAGGAGGAAACAAUAUCGAGCGUCUUCAGAAACAAUUAUUAUAUGCAUAUAUCAAAGAAAAUAAUGCAAGUAAACUAGAAAGUUACUUGCAAGAAUUGAAAGCUUCAAAUUUCGAAUUCAGCCCAGCCAGUCUAGCCCAGCUGUAUGAAUUUUAUUGCUCUAAUGAUGAAAUAGAAAAGGCCAAUGAAUGUCAGGCUCAAAUAAAAGAGAAGAAUCCAAAUUUCGUCCUAAAUAGACAUAAAUUAGUUCUUAUGGCAAAUGCUUUAAUAAGAGCCAACAGAUUUGAAGAGGCCAUUCAGUUUUUGCAGGACAAUAAGCCUACAGAGGACUUUGAAAACAUCGGCUUUGUGUUCAAUUCGAGAUGUUGGCAAAUGUUAAAUAAUUUAGCGGAACAGAAAGAUGAAGCUAAGGUUUUAUUAUUAACAAAAACCUUAAUUGAAAAUAAUUAUGUUGAGCCAUCAAAUGUCAUUUUGGGUCCUUCCAUAAAAGUAUUUUUACUGAAAGAGGAUGUCGAGGGAGCCCUACAGCAGUUCCAACAAUGCUGUAAUCAAUACAGAACCACUCCUUGGAAGGGUGAACUAAUGAAAGCUCUGAUCAUGAAGGAAGAUGCUAAUAAACUUCAAUGGUUGGCUGAUCUAAGUACACAGAUACACGGUGAAGUAAACAUCCUUCAUGACUUGGUACUAGCGUUUGUUGAAUGCGGCCGUUUACGACAAGCUCGACGUAUACUAGAAACACCUGGUAUGCAGACUAGACAGAGACGCCUGGAAGACGCAUGCCAGCGAUAUGUCGAGGAGGGAAAAUCAGAAUAUUUGGAAGGACUACUCGAGGCGACAAAAGAAUUAUCACAUAUCGACAGAUCAAACAUAUUCUAUCAUUUACUAAAAUCCUACUGCAAGGCUGACGAAACUGACAAAGCUUUGGGCUUGUGGACAUUACUUCAAGAGGAAGGCGAAAUACCUAGUGACCAAUUCCUUUUGCAACUCGGGAAACAUCUAAGACAAAAGAACAGGGAAGUCCCAUUUAUUAUGCCUGACCAGGACAAGCAUAAACCACAGGCCAAAACACAGUCAAAAGAUAAACCAAAAGAACUAUCACAGAAAUCAAGUCAGAAAGGAAUGAGCAACACUAUUGAAGCACUUAUCCAAGACAAUAAAAUCACGGAGGCUUACGAAUUAACAUUGAAAUCUUUCGUAGAAGGUUUCACUCCUAAAAGCUCGGUAUUAAAGUAUUUGCUUAAAACUCUCGCUGAAGCUGGCCACGUUGAUAAGAUACUGGAAGUGGGUAAAUAUACAUCUGACGCUCUAAAAAAACUUAUUACAUACGACGACAAAUUGACACUCGCUACAUUUAGAAAUGGAAAUGGUAUUCAGCAUGUUGAAAAUUUAUUGAAAGCAGCUGAAAGUGCAAAAACGCCGGAGGAUAUACAAGUGAUUGUCCAAAAGUUUCCAAGGAGUAUUGCCUUAGCAUCUGUCAUUGGAGACAAUGAACUUGUUAUCAAAUGCCAAAAAGUUGCUGAAAUAGUCGCUUCUAAAGGCCACAUCAUUCCCAUGAACUUGCUAUGGAUGGAAUAUAUUUUAGCAGGAAAAGAGAAAGAAGCCAAAGCUGUCUGGAAUCAAUGGCUGUGCAACGCCUCCUCCCUUCUAUUCAGGAGAUUACUUCAAGAAAGCCAUAACAGAAAUGACCCACAGAUUAUAAUAAAUCUCAUUGAUAAUCUUAAAUCAAACAAAGAAGUUUCAAAGGGUUCAUUCGGUAAUGUCUAUUCCCGCUUAAUAAAUUUAUAUCUGAUGAAUAAUAAAAUUGAAGAAGCAGAGAAAGUGUUAAAUGAAGCUAUCGAAAUCGGAUUGGAUACUGAACAUUUUAACAAAAAUUGUCUAAACAGAUUGAAAGACGCUUUAAAAGACGCUGGAAAGGAAUUUAAUUAUUUUAAAUAAGUUAAUGUUUGAAGACAUUAUAUUAUCUAGCAUAGUGAAAAAUAAAAUUGAAAUACAAGAGUUGGCUUAUGUAUGCAUUUAUGUUCAUAAAUUGUUUAAUCUGUGGUUUCAAGUAUUGAUAAUGUGAUAGUAUACAAAAUAAUCUUUAUUUGAACAAAGUGUUUUCCAUAAGUUUGAUGUUAGCUGAUACCUAAUAAAUUAUGUCCUGUA
Molecule: messenger RNA, 4328 nt
Organism: Diatraea saccharalis (sugarcane borer)
Lineage: Eukaryota; Metazoa; Arthropoda; Insecta; Lepidoptera; Crambidae
Source: the annotation of a GenBank genome assembly